Messenger RNA from Carassius gibelio (silver crucian carp), 7074 nucleotides. Its product is annotated as cAMP-specific 3',5'-cyclic phosphodiesterase 4D. Gene Ontology annotation, molecular function: 3',5'-cyclic-AMP phosphodiesterase activity. The transcript has 16 exons. Bases 1030 to 3198 code for a protein of 722 amino acids. NCBI's taxonomy places the organism in Eukaryota, Metazoa, Chordata, Actinopteri, Cypriniformes, Cyprinidae. Gene Ontology annotation, cellular component: cytosol; nucleus; perinuclear region of cytoplasm. Gene Ontology annotation, biological process: signal transduction. The record is from RefSeq and is a predicted model, not a curated record.
UACAGCCCAGAGCAGGCACUGCAGCAGAGCGAGAGAGAGCAAACGGUCUCGGGAAAAGAACUGGGAACUGCUAUAUCGGCCUGAGAGUGAAGAGAGUGAGAGAGAAAGAGAAACCCUUGGGCAAGGAAGAUAAGGGAUUGUCAAGAGGUUUAGCAUGUGCUGCUUUCACUGCAUUAAUUGGAUUCUUACAGCACCUUGACCGCUGUCACCGCCUGCCAACUCUGCCUUCAUGUGAUGUCGGCCGGGAUCAGAUGGGAAGACGCAGGAACGCCGUUAACCCUGUGGUGACACUUUGUUUGUUUUCUGUUCUCCAGCUUGCCUUGCUCUUGCAUAUCAUCCCUACGGCUACUCCACCCAUUCCUUCAGCAAACACCGCUGAAUUAAUCAGAGCUGUCCGCACUAAGAGGAUCAAUCGCUUACGUGGUGCUUGACAGGAGCGGAGUACUUACUCUUUUGUUUGGGAGGGAAAUUUCCAGGACUUACUGAUCGAACCAGUCUCUACAUGGCAUCUGGGCAGUAUGCACCAGAAAGGGAUGGCAUGCACCUUUGGGUUUCCUUGGGGCACCGCUGUGCAUCUCAGACGUACAAAUGAAGCGCUUUCCCAAAACGGUUAUUAAUGCCGAGACUUCACGAUGUGGAUGUACCACAGUGAGUUUCAAAUCCCACACAAAAGGCAGCGGAAGGACCCUCGUUCUGCUCUGUGUUUGUUAUUUUUGCUUUACUACUAUGGAACAACCCCUUAACCCUUGAGUUUUUCUCCAACAUGCCAUUUUCUUGCCUUAAAAUUUGAUUUACACACUGUGUACAUUUAUAAAUGGGUGAAGUGUCUUCUCGAGACUCUUUUGUGGAAUAGCAUACCAAGAUGAUGUACUCUUCGUUGCUCCAAGUGGACUUCUUGUUUCAGAGAUGCUUGGAGCAGGUUUAAGUGGAGGCAUGUAAGUAGGGUGUAUAAUGGCUAUCACGAGGCCGGCAUAAGAGUUAUUUAUUUUUUAGAAGAGAGGAGCCAACCCGAACCACACCUUUGCUUAAAUGAAGACCGGCCGAAAUUACACAGGAAGGGAGAAAAAAAUGAUGCACGUCAACAAUUUCCCGUUCCGAAGGCAUUCCUGGAUAUGCUUUGACGUGGACAAUGGCACGUCGUCAGGACGGAGUCCUCUGGAUCCCAUGAUGAGUCCGAGUUCGGGCCUGAUCCUUCAGGCCAACUUUGUGCACAGCCAGCGGAGGGAAUCCUUCCUGUACCGCUCCGACAGUGACUAUGACCUGUCGCCAAAGACCAUGUCCCGAAACUCCUCCAUCGCCAGUGACAUGAAUAACCACCUGCCGAGACCGGGUCUGGUCUCUCGGAGAUCUGAGCCGGUUAUUAGUGGAAAUCAUGGAGAUGACCUCAUCGUCACGCCGUUUGCACAGGUGCUGGCUAGUUUAAGGACGGUACGGAAUAACUUUGCAGCGUUAACCAACCUCCAGCAAGAUCGAACAUCCAACAAGCGAUCCCCCAUGUGUAAUCAGCCUCCUCUCUCAAAGGCCUCCUUCACAGAGGAGGCCUACCAGAAACUGGCCACCGAGACCCUGGAGGAGCUGGACUGGUGCCUGGACCAGCUGGAGACCCUGCAGACCCGACACUCCGUCAGCGAGAUGGCCUCCAACAAGUUCAAGCGGAUGUUGAACAGGGAGUUAACGCACCUGUCUGAGAUGAGCAGAUCUGGUAACCAGGUCUCAGAGUUCAUCUCCAACACAUUUUUAGACAAACAGCACGAUGUGGAAAUGCCCUCCCCACAGACUCAGAAGGAGAAAGACAAGAAGAAAAAGCCCAUGUGUCAGAUCAGCGGAGUGAAAAAACUCAUGCACAGCACCAGCCUGACCAAUUCCAACAUCCCUCGCUUCGGGGUCAAGACGGAUACAGAAGACUCCUUAUCCAAGGAACUGGAGGACAUAAACAAAUGGGGCCUUAAUGUUUUUAAAGUCACAGAGUUUUCAGGCAACAGGCCUUUAACGGUGAUGAUGUACACUAUAUUUCAGGAAAGGGAUUUACUCAAAACAUUUAAAAUUCCCUUGGACACUUUCAUAACGUACCUGAUGACCUUAGAAGACCAUUAUCAUGCCGAUGUUGCGUAUCACAAUAACAUUCACGCUGCUGACGUCACCCAGUCCACACACGUGCUGCUCUCCACGCCUGCUCUGGAGGCGGUUUUCACGGACCUUGAAAUCCUCGCUGCCAUUUUCGCCAGUGCUAUUCAUGAUGUGGACCACCCGGGUGUCUCCAACCAGUUCCUUAUUAACACCAACUCGGAGUUGGCCCUCAUGUACAAUGACUCGUCGGUGCUGGAAAACCAUCAUCUGGCGGUGGGCUUCAAACUGCUGCAGGAGGAGAACUGUGACAUCUUCCAGAACCUGAACAAGAAACAGAGACAAUCGCUGCGCAAGAUGGUCAUCGACAUCGUCUUGGCGACUGAUAUGUCCAAACACAUGAACCUGCUGGCCGAUCUGAAGACCAUGGUCGAGACCAAGAAGGUCACCAGUUCUGGAGUCUUGCUCUUGGAUAACUACUCCGACAGGAUACAAGUGCUUCAGAACAUGGUGCACUGUGCGGACCUCAGUAACCCCACCAAACCCCUGCAGCUGUACAAACAGUGGACGGACCGCAUCAUGGAGGAGUUCUUCAGUCAGGGCGACCGAGAGCGGGAGCGAGGGAUGGAGAUCAGCCCCAUGUGUGACAAACACAACGCCUCUGUAGAGAAGUCUCAGGUGGGCUUCAUUGACUACAUCGUGCACCCGCUGUGGGAGACGUGGGCCGACCUCGUCCACCCGGACGCCCAGGACAUCCUGGACACAUUAGAGGACAACAGAGAGUGGUACCAGAGCACCAUCCCACAGAGCCCGUCUCCCGCUCCCGACCAAUCCGAGGACGGCAGCCGCUCCGCCGGAGCAGACAAGUUCCAGUUCGAACUGACGCUGGAGGAGGACGGAGAAUCAGACACGGAGAAAGACAGCGGCAGCCAGGCCGAGGAAGAGGAGGAGGAGGAUGAAGAAGAAGAGGACGACAACAGCUGUAGUGAUUCCAAAACUCUCAUCACACAGGACUCGGAAUCCACUGAGAUUCCAGAAGCGGAGGAGGGAAUAUCGGAGGAGGUUUCCACAGAACCCAGCAUGGUGGAGGAGGACGAUGAGGAAGACGAGGAGGAGCAGUCAGCAGACACGUAGCAGCACGUCUGGACGGCCCAAACUAGCUGCCGCGACACAAAUAUUUAAUAAUAGACAAUGAAAUUGAGUUCCAAAGCGCACGUUGCACUCCGAGACCUCGGCCGCUCCUCUCUCGCUCUCUUUCUCUUUUCCGUCUCUCUACGAGCUGCCUGGAGACGAGAGGACACUAAGACUUCAGUAGGUUGUCGUUUUAUUUGCACUCAGGAAUAAUAUUUAGUCCUCUGUUUUUUCAAGCUUGGUUUGUUUACCUCCUCCUCCUCGUCCUCGGUGGUUCUCUGUGGACAGUGACAGAGAGGAAAUUCUCCGCACAAAGCAAUCAGAGGAGACGCCAGCGGGGAUUCAAAGAGACCUUCUUUUCUACGUUUGAAGUCUUCCUAAACUUUUGACCGAGAAAAAUUUCACAAAAGACAAAAACAGCCAAGAGCUGUCAUGGCCUCUUCGAUGAUUUUGUACGGUAUACACAGAUUUUUUACAUAAUUACUUUUUAAAUAACAAAACAGCAGCUGUGCGUUUUUGAGGAAACUCCGCGUGAAGAGUAACUUGCGAGUACGUGACAUGGGUUGUGCGUUCGCCACCGUAUUCACAUCACUGCUGUCCCACACCGUCCUUUCUGAAGCAGUCCUUACAUCUUUGUCUCUUUUACUUCGUCAAACACUUUACCUCCAACGAGCCUCUUAAUACACCUACAGAUGAUUUAUGUGCGUUCAAUUCAUAUCUGAUUUAUUUCUGCCUUGUUUUGGAGCAGUUAUUUCAGCAACACUGCACUUGAAGCCUGUAAAAAAAAAAAUAUAUAUAUAUAUAUAUGUAUAAAAUAUGUAAAAUAUAACUUUAAAGUAUUAACAUUACAAGCACCUAAUUAAUAUUAAUACACUAAGUCUCAUAUAUAUAUAUAUAUAUAUAUUAGGGGUGUAACGAUACGCGUAUUCGUAUUGAACCGUUCGGUACGACGCUUUCGGUUCGGUACGCGGUACGCAUUAUGUAUACCGAACGGUUCGUUGGAGUAAUGAAUUAUAUUUGAAAAAAAAAAAAAAAAAAGAGAGAGAUAGAAAUAUAAUGAUAUGCGUUCAACAAGGUAGCCCAAUAACCCAAACAACGUAACAGGCAACGCCCCUGACACUCCCGAAGAAGAAAAAAACACCAUCUUAUAUGUUUAUGUUAGGCUACUCAGCAGGCGCUCGCUCACUCAGUACGCGCUGAAGGCUCGUUGCAAAAUAGCCAAUGCGUUUAACAGACUAGAAAUGAGAAGAUCCCCCAAUAACCAACAGGUCUGGUGUUUGGGUGCACUUUGGAUUCCCUUUAAGCUAUAAUGGUGAUGGCAAGAGAGUGGUGGAUAAAAAAACAACGGUAUGUCGCAUCUGCAACAUGACAGGGUACACCAGCGGGAAUAAAAAAAAAAAAAAAAAAAAAACACCAGCGGGAAUAUCUGGGAUAUAUGCGUCAGUACUAUCUGGGAAAAGACGAAAAAAAGGAGAAACAUGCACGCAGCAAACUAUCCCUGCAGCAUUUAGAAACUAUAGCUUACAGGGAAUCCAACCCAAACACCAGACCUGUUGGUUAUUUUAGGAUCUUAUAUUUCUGGUCUGUUAAAUGCAUUAGACAUUUUGCAACGAGCCUUCAGCGCGUGCUGAGUGAGCGAGCGCCUUAGGUCACAUAUCGCUCCUAAAAACGCGUGGAAAACGCUAAGCACGUCUUUCUCCUCCUUUCCAAAGCGCUCGGGCAGAAGCGCUCAUGAGGCGUCUGUCUUUGCUAAGCAACAAUGACGUGCUCUCUCCAUGAGACGCGGAAAUUUCAGCGAAGGAUAAAUGGAUUUGCAGCUCUAAAAAUCGCUUGCAGUAGUUCUGCUACUAAAUUUAUUUCAAAAUUUCAAUCCAUAUACAACUACGAUCAGCUGUUCCUUCAUCUUGGCUGAGCUCUCAACCUUGUUACGGGAAAGGAUGAAGCUGAUUGGUUGGUUCUUGUCACAUGACCCGCGGUGCGCUUGCGGCAUUCUGAAAAGUUGAGAUGUUUUUACAUUUUGCUGUAUCUAAAACGUAUCGAACCGAACCGUGACAUCAGUGUAUCGUAUCGAACCGAACCGUGAAUUUUGUGAACCGUUACACCCCUAAUAUAUAUAUAUAUAUAUAUAUAUAUAUAUAUAUAUAAUGACACAUAUUAAUGCAAAUAAUAUGAAUUAUUAAAAUAUUCAUAUACAUUACAGGCAUCAAGUAAUGUGUAACCAAACAUAGGGCUUUUAAGAACUUUAUUAUUGAUGUUUGUUUAACUGCUCAGACUGACAAAAAAACAUUCAGCCAUUUAUCUGCAGCACUUCCAUUAUGAAGAUUUUUUUAUAGCGUGUGAGACUGAUUUUCUUUCCUUUUGCCUUGUUUAGUUUUCACCUGCUGGAUCUCACACGCUGAGCGCCUGAAACUAAAACUCCCAGAAACCACAUCCAUCCUGUGCAUGCGUAUUCUACAGUCGGAGAGUGUUUGUCAUGCAAUGCCUUUCAAAAUCCCCUGUUUCCCCAUCCGUCCUCAUUCAUUAGAUCAGAGAUCUCCUCUUAGGGCUAGAUGCAGUUAAGCGUCACAAUCCACAUUUCCAUUUCAUGCCCAAACUUCCCUCGCGCUCCGGACACGCACUAUGUGACACGUGGCUUUUAAUAAGGACUUAUUUAUAUCUGUAUAUGGUUUUAAUUUAUUGUUUGGCUUCUGUUUGAAAGCAGUACUGUAGACCAUCACCUGUAGCAUCGAGCGUGUGGACUUGUAAGUUACUGGCCUCCUGUUUUUGGUCGUGUACAUAGAACAAACUUUUUAAAGUCUGUAGUUAAUAUAAUACGCUCACAGAAACUUGAAACCUGGCUCGAGUUGAACUGAUUCUGUUAUUUAAGUUUGUGCCAUGAUAUUCUUUCCUCACCAGAUGACCUUACCUGAUUAUUUUUUUUGUUAUAUAUCUCUAUAUUUUUUGUUUGUUUGUGUUUUUUCCCCCGCUGUUUACAACAAUGUAUUUAUUUUGCUGUAUAUAUUGUAAUGUUUGUUGUAAAUGAUGACAGAUUCUAAACUUCAUCCCGGAUGGAGUUGCUGUAUUUGGUAAACUCUUGUUGAGAGAAUGUUUAUUAUUAUAAAUAAUAUCCAAUGUAAAAACAAAAAAAUGACGACGAUGAUGAUAAUAUUCUGUAUAAAAACGAGAAGGUCACCUUCAAACGUGUUUCUGGAGAUCUGGGGAAAGCCAAACCAUUAGAGACGAGUCACGCUGGCGUUUGGCCCCAGGGCUGUGCCUUAACUUAAAAACUCUGUUUGUGUCUGUUUGGUCUCUUUACGUGUUUCAAAGAACGAUGUCUGCUGCCAGGGUAUCAGGGCAUCUUAUGCGCCGCAUUUAAAGCUAAAGCUUAGGAUGCCUUGGGUUACUUCUUUUCAUUUGUAGGUCCAAAAAAAGUGGCACCGCGGCUGCAAUAGUCCCAGGACGGAUCGGUUUGCCCUAGAGGUGCUUGGCUGCUUGUGAUCUUUUACUUUCAUGCUGUUCUUUAACUUCGUUCAGGUACCAUCUGCUACCUUCAUCUCAUCCAGCCUUGUAGAUGUGCUUGUGCACUAAACUGAACGAGUCCUAGAGUUUCAGAUGUUAGAUGAGCAUACUUUGACACGCAUACUGUAGAUUUUAGCAGCCCUGGACCAAAGCCAAUCGUGGCUAUUAUUAUUAAUUACUGCUAUUUUUUCAGUUUCAUUAAAAGGAUAACAUUUGAUAAGUUCUGCUGAUUAAAAACUGAAACACUUCUUUCAGUCUCUUACAGUCUUUUGCUGGUACUGUAGAUCCAUCUCCCAUCAGUUUCAAGUCCAUAAACAAGAAAAAAGACAGAAAAAAACAUUUUAUAUGCAACAAAUGAAAUAAAAGCAUGGGUUGAUUCCA